Molecule: messenger RNA, 2936 nt
Organism: Aedes aegypti (yellow fever mosquito)
Lineage: Eukaryota; Metazoa; Arthropoda; Insecta; Diptera; Culicidae
Gene: Atg101
Product: autophagy-related protein 101
Exons: 4
Coding region: 665-1324 (219 amino acids)
Biological process (GO): protein phosphorylation; autophagosome assembly; autophagy
Cellular component (GO): phagophore assembly site
Molecular function (GO): protein kinase activity; ATP binding
Source: RefSeq, a predicted model, not a curated record
UACAUAGCAAAAGGAGCUUUCGGAAAGGUGUACCGGGUGAGACGAGUUAAUGACGAUCAGGAUCAUCAGGAUUUCGCCUUGAAGGUUUUGAGCAAGUCAGAGAUUAUCAACGGAAACGCAAUACGCCAACUUAAAGACGAAGUUGAUAUUCAAACCAUCUGUGGCCAUCAUCCGUUUCUCGCCAAAUGCAUUGAUUAUUGGCAGUCGAAGAAAAAGGUGUUCCUAUUAUCCAACUACUACUCGAACGGAGAGCUCUUCCAGAAGUUCGCCAAAUAUCCAUUCGAACUUGUGCGAUUAUAUAUAGCGGAAAUUGCACUUGCACUUGAUUUUCUGCACCAAGCCGGAGUCAUAUACCGUGAUCUGAAACCGGAAAAUGUGCUACUCGAUCAGGACCAUCACAUACGACUGAUUGAUUUUGGACUGAGCAAGUGGUUGAGCAUCGGUAGCCGCACGCGAACCAUCUGCGGAACUCUACAGUACAUGGGUAAAACAUCAUUCUGAUUUAUUAACCAUUGACUAAAGUGCACAAAGUACUCAGUUCCGGGUAAGAUCAAUUUCAAUUAGAAAAACCAAGUGCAUCAAUCGCAAAAAAGAAGUUAAAUGAUAAGAAAGCGAAAAGUUUUGCGUUAUAUGUAGGAAACAUAGUUUCGAACGGCAUAGCAUAAUGAAUGCUCGCUCGCAAACUUUUGACCUGACGAUGGAAGGUCGUCAGGUAGAUGAAGCUGUUUCAAGUAUUUUUCACACGAUUCUGUUUCAUCGGAGUUUGGGCAAGUUUAUGUACACUGGUGAGGCCAUGUACUCUAUUGGAUCCAUCGGUUAUAUGGAUGUGGACUGUGAUUUCAUUGACUUCACUUACGUUUGCUGUACUUCACCGAUGCUGGAUGAAACAAUCAAGCGAGAGAUUGGAGAGUUCAGUCGUCAAUUGCGCAGCAAUGAAAGCUCUGGCACGGGUCAAAUUAGUUUGGAGUUUUUCCAGCGGAAGAAGGCGCGGUGGGCCUUCCUGACCGAAUGCAUCCCAUGGGAGGUGUGGACUAUCCGAUUGGAGUUAGUAAAUCUGACUAAUGAAGACGAUCGGCAGAUUUAUCGGGAACAAGUAGGAGAUACGCUAUCGGAUAAAAUUGUCUACAUUACUGAGGUAAUGAAUAGACACGAUUACCUACCGAAAACUCCAAACCAGGCAGAGUUGGAUUUGGUUUUCGACACUUCUUAUCCAGACGUGCAACCAUAUCUAUUCCAGUUUAAGUUUACUACCACCGGACCCAGCAAUAAUUCCGUGGGGAAAACUGUUAUUAAGAAGUUGUUCAAGGAAACGCUUUCAUUGUGACUGUAUGGCGGUCGGACGUAUUAGCAAUGGUAACUUUUGGUCGAAAAAAAAAAUAGUGUUUAUCGAUAGGAGGAGGAUUUCAAUACAGUGUCAUUGAAAAAAAAGAUAUUGGCGUGGAAAGCUAUUUGAGGCUAUUUGAUUGGUACAUCAUGGAAAAGAAUUGGAAAAUGUUUGUAGAAGCCAAUCGAUCGCUAACCAUAUGUUUUUAUCGUUUUAGAAAUUUCGAUUUUUAUUUCAAUCGAUUUUGCUAUUAUAAGUUUAUGCUCAAAAUUUAUGUACGACAAAUAUACAUUUGCAUGAUCGAUUAAAUAUUGCUUUAACUUAUCAUGUAAAGAACUAAAAUAUAAUUUUUUUUCCGGCGAAUAAAAAAAGCGAAAUCAGUUGAAAAAAUUUUGGUUGUUUUUUUCAACUGUAAACUAAUUGAUUAUCAAUAGUUUUACUAUUGAAACCGUUAGCUGACUACUGGAAUAACCUGAUGUGUAUGGAAUCAUAUUCUAGUAGCUAUUGCAAACAUUCAUCUGUUUUGAUUUGUCUCAAGUUCGUUGAAAACCUAUGGAACUUUGGAAAAGAGACGGUCAAUGCCAAGGUGUUUUUUGUGAUCUAUUCUAAGUGCUGCUCUAAAAAUGGUCCUUAAUUUAGGUUAAUCAGAAAAGUUUGAAAUAACAAUAUUCUGCGGAAAAUUGGCGUGAUAAAACCGAAACGCUACUGUGUUUCGCUCUCUUGUUUUGCAAUAUAUUGUUCCAAAAAACAAGAUUUUUUUUUUCAAAACAUUUCGAUUUCGCCACAUUAUUUCUUUACGAUUAAAAAUUUUCAACGAAUCAUGCAAGAGCAAACAGUUGAAAUUAUGCACUAGAACAUCAUGAAAGCAUUCAACGAUUUGUUUUAUUUGCUUGAGUUUCUUUUUUUUUAAAUUUUCGUAUGUUUUUCUUAUUGUACCUAGUAGUGAAAGAAAACCGACUCGAAAAUAUUUGUUUUCAAAGCAAGACAACAAUCCGGUUAGAAAUCGCUGUACAUUCGAUAUAUGUUAGAGCAUAAACGUUGUAUUCGUUACCAGCUUUGAAUGGCGUUAUCAGUGGUAGCAAGCUAUAUGUAAUAUAAACAUUAAAAUGAUUGAAACAACAUUUCAAAAUUAUUUGAUGUUGAGUUAAGAUCGAGUAACGCUGAUUUAGAUGCACUUACCACCUACAACUAGUAGCUCAUACAAACAAGACGUUCUUAAUUAUAGGGUAAACGGUGAUUUUAGAAUUGUGUAAAAAAUCGUGUAAGGGAUUACGAAAAGAGAUAUGUAUAAUUGUAAUGUGAUAAAAGGCUGAGCGAGGAAAAGAAAUGCUGGAUAAUUUAAAUAAGCGUGAAUGUUAAUUGCACCUAGCUAAGGUGAAGAUAUCGCAUUAGUUUAAACCGCGUAACGCACCGCAUAUUGCAUAACAAAAGUGCAACAGACAAACAAAUUGUACAUUUUAACUGUUAGUGAGUCAUUAGCGUAGAGUUGAGUUAUUUUUUCCUGUGUAGAUAUAUUGAAAUUCGAUUAAACAUACGUGAAUUACAGUGUGAAAGUGCAUCGAAGAUUGAAGAUGCUCAACGAGAGAGAAUAAAGCAAGUCUCAAAACCUUAA